AUGUGAUGCUGAAGGGAGGUGUUAAACCUUCAGUUUUUCCGCUUCACAAGUGAUACAGCUCAGACCAGCAGGUAACUGUUGUGCUACUGUUCAGCUUGGAGACGUUCAGCCCAGGUUCAGACGUUCCUGCAACAGAUUCAGCGUUUAUCUUUAGAAAAAGACUCUGGAAUAUGCAGAAAUAUAUAUCCGUGAGCGCUAAUGAUGAUGUCGGUGCAAAGACUGAAAAUGGAUCUCAACCUAAGAAAUACCGCUACGUACGUAAAGAGGGCAACUGUAACGUUGUGUUCCGCCAUGUUCCCGAGGAGUGGAUGCUGUUUGUGACUGACAUCUUCACCACCUUGAUUGAGAUCAGAUGGAGGGUGAUGUUUCUGAUCUUCGCCCUGUCUUACAUCCUGUCCUGGCUCUUCUUUGGCAUUCUCUACUGGGUUAUUGCUCUCGCUCACGGAGAUAUCAGAGAUGAAACAAAUGAGCCCUGUGUGUCAGAAGUGCAUAGCUUCACAGCUGCUUUCCUCUUCUCGCUCGAAACUCAAACCACCAUCGGCUACGGCUUCAGGGGCAUGACCGAGAAUUGCAUGAUUGCCAUUGUGAUAGUCACUGUACAAGAUGUCAUCAGCUGCUUCAUUGACACCUUUAUCAUUGGAAUUGUCGUCGCCAAAAUGGCGUCGGCCAGAAAGAGAGCACAGACGGUGGGCUUCAGCAACCGUGCAGUCAUCAACCUUCACAACGGUUACCUGUGUCUUUCCUGGAGAGUCGGGGACUUCCGCAGACACCACCUAGUGGAGGGGACGGCUUGUGCGCAGAUAGUCCGCGCCACAGUCCAUGCCACGGGGAAAGUGGACGUGACCUAUGAAGACCUAGUCAUCCAGCAGAGGGAGAUCAUCCUAGUCACACCCACCACUGUCUUCCAUAAGAUCGAACCCGGCAGCCCGCUGUACAAGAUGAGCUUGGUUGAUCUGCGUAAAGCUGACUUUGAGCUGGUGGUUUCUUUUACCUACACAGACGACUCCACAGGUAUGCUGCACCAGACCCGCACCUCUUACACUCCACCUGAAAUCCUCUGGGGUCAUCUCUUCCAGGAGAUGAUCAGGGUCAGUAGAAGGAACUACAGAGUGGAUUACGUCCUGUUCAACCACACUGCUAAGGUGCUGGUGCCUGAGGUCAGCGCUGAAGAGUAUGAACUUAAGAAGCAGCUGCGUCCCUCUCCUCGGCAUUCCCCGCGACAUUCACCCAGAGCUUCCCCAAGGCCCUCUCCAAGGUCACAACGGAAAAAUCAGCAAGAAAAACUAUUGAAACCUCCAACAGUGACAGUGGAACUUGUGAGUGACAGCCGCCCUGAGCCAACCCCUUCACCUUCACAAGCAGAGACUAAACAACAGGACACUCUGACUUUGCCAAAUGACCUCACAAGUAGUGACGUAUAAAGCAGAGCCAUCAUAUUUUGUGUGUCUUUAAAGAAACCACUGCUACAGAGGAAUAUAUUCAGAACACUACGCAUUAAGAACAAUAAAUGUUCUGGCGUCUGUGGUUUUUUAGAAUAAAAUUAGUUUUAAAUAUCAAAGACUGAACUUUUAGACUUGAAAAUUCAUUCAUUCAAGUCAAAGCAGUCAAUGUCCCCUGGAAUGGUUGUUACCCCACUGCAGGUCACAGAAUCUGAUAUAUCACAUCGAACAGUGUGACAGCUACGCUGCAAGCCAAUGGAAGAUGAGUACAUCAUACAUAGAGUAGAGAUAUUAGAACAUUGGAUAUUUGAAUGUGUCUGAUUUUAUGAAAAUUGCUGCAGAAGAUCAUGUGAUAAAAUAAAAAUCACCAGAACAGUUAGUAAAUGGA
Messenger RNA from Paralichthys olivaceus (Japanese flounder), 1827 nucleotides. It is a transcript of the gene kcnj16a, whose product is annotated as potassium inwardly rectifying channel subfamily J member 16a. Lineage: Eukaryota; Metazoa; Chordata; Actinopteri; Pleuronectiformes; Paralichthyidae. Gene Ontology annotation, biological process: regulation of monoatomic ion transmembrane transport; potassium ion import across plasma membrane. The record is from RefSeq and is a predicted model, not a curated record. Gene Ontology annotation, cellular component: plasma membrane. Gene Ontology annotation, molecular function: inward rectifier potassium channel activity.